AUAGAAGAGAUGGCUCUCUUCAGCGCCCAGCGUCCGUACAUAAGCCCAGUCAUCCCCUUUACUGGAAUAAUCCAAGGAGGGCUGCAGGAGGGACUUCAGAUCACCCUCCAGGGGACUGUCCAAGAUUUUCCAGAUAGGAUUGUCGUGAACUUUCAGACCGGCCAGGAUGAAAAUGACAUUCCCUUCCACUUCAAUCCCCGGUUUGAGGAAGGAGGGUAUGUGGUUUGCAACACGAGGAAGAAUGGGCAGUGGGGGCCCGAGGAGAGGAAGAUGCAGAUGCCCUUCCAAAAGGGGAUGCCCUUUGAGCUUUGUUUCCUAGUGCAGAGUUCAGAUUUCAAGGUGAUGGUAAACAACAAAGUCUUCACGAUGUACUCACACCGUGUACCCUACCACCUUGUGGACACCAUUGCUGUCUCCGGCAGCCUGAAGCUGACCUAUAUCACUUUCCAGAACUCUGCAGCCCCUGUCCAGCCUGUCUUCUCCACAGUACAAUUCUUUCAGCCAGUCAAGUUCCCACGGACCCCCAAGGGGCACAAACACCAAGCUCAGAACUUUCGGCCUGCCCACCAGCCACACGUGGCUCAAACUAUCAUCCAUACAAUUCACAGCGUCCCUGGACAGAUGUUCUCUACUCCUGGAUUCCCUCCUAAGGCAUGCCCCACCAAAGCCUAUACUAUACCUUACUUAACCACCAUCCCAAAUGGGCUUUACCCGUCCAAGUGCAUCAUCAUAUCAGGCAGGGUCUUGCCAGAUGCUCAGAGGUUCUCUAUCGACCUUUGCUCUGGGUGUAACAUCGCUUUCCACCUGAAUCCCCGCUUCGAUGAGGAGGCUGUGGUCCGAAACACUCGGAUCAACAGCUCCUGGGGGCCCGAAGAGCGAAGCCUGCCUGGGAGAAUGCCCUUCAGUCGUGGGCAGAGCUUCUCAAUGCAGAUCUUAUGUGAAUGCCACUGCUUCAAGGUGGCUGUGGAUGGUCAACACAUGUGUGAAUACGACCACCGCCUGAAGAACUUGUCAGCUAUCAACAGGCUAAGAGUGGAAGGUGAUAUCCAGCUGACCCACGUGCAGACAUAG
This is a messenger RNA of Arvicanthis niloticus (Nile rat), 1071 nucleotides long. Lineage: Eukaryota; Metazoa; Chordata; Mammalia; Rodentia; Muridae. The record is from RefSeq and is a predicted model, not a curated record.